AUGGCGGGAAAAAAGCGCAAAGCAUCAGACAUCGACUCAGCUACACAAUCAGCUACCAACAUGUCUUCUAUUCCAACUGGAAACGGAACUCGCAAGAGACCUACGACCAGAGGAAAUAAUGGUAAAAGCAGCGCCGCCGACAAAGGCGUCACACAGAGUCCUGCAACCGUACCCAGACCGAGAAAGACCAAGAAAUCCCCCAGUGAUGAGCAAGUCGAAGCGCACCCUGCCGCAACAUUCAAGACACCAAGCAAUCCUCAAGCGACCUUUGAAGGCCUUCCUGCAGAGCUGCGUCUCCAAAUCUACAACGUGCUAUGCGACUCAACCCUCGUCCACGUGCACAAGCAAACCAGCGACGGCCGCCCAAUACAUGUCUACGAUCCCAGUGUCCAGAAGCCGGUCGGCCCCGUGAAAUACACCUGGACACCCUGCCGGCAGCCGAAUCCCAAGACGCCUCUUCUGUGCGCAAACCCAAAGUGGUCGGGCAUGUGCAAGGAGGAAGACCGCUGCACGCACAAACUGGACGCGCCGCCGGAGCCCCGAGGCUUCUGGGCCCUCGCAGCCAGCAACAAGGCCAUCCGCAACGAAGCCCGCGAGUUCUUCCUCCGCAGCUCCAUCUUCUCGGUGCACCCCAACGACUUCUCCGACUGGAUCCGCCAUGUGCAACUCCAUUUCCCGCACCACAUCAAGCAUAUCCAGCGCAUCACGCUGGCGGGCCCGGACUCCGCGUAUGCCUCGGCACAGCUCAAGAUGAUGCAUGUGCGCGAGUUCCUACCGCAUCUAAAGGGCCUUGGGAUCCAGUGCCAGAGUCCAGUCUGGACUUGGAUUUCGCGCUAUCCCGCUAAUGAUGACUUGGAAAUCAGCGAGGAUGCUUGGAAGUAUUGGCGCGUCCUGGGUUGCGCGGAUGGCUGGGCCCCGUCCGUCACGAUUGCCCUGGAAGCCAUGAUCUGGCGGAAGAAGAGGAAUGCUGUACCAUGGAACCCGGACCUUACAGAUCAACAGGCUGUCAUUCGUGUCAUUCGCAAGGGCAUCGAGCUGAGUGGUGGCGACGCACAGGAACCGGCUGAUUGGGAGGUCGAGGUGCAAAAGUCUGGCCCGUUGGCUGAGCAGAAGAGAUGUGCAAAAUGGAAAGCCUGGUGGCGUUUGGGCGAGCUGAAGAACUUCGUUUGA
Exserohilum turcica Et28A is the source of this 1170-nucleotide messenger RNA. RefSeq lists its product as uncharacterized. Lineage: Eukaryota; Fungi; Ascomycota; Dothideomycetes; Pleosporales; Pleosporaceae. The record is from RefSeq and is a predicted model, not a curated record. Bases 1 to 1170 code for a protein of 389 amino acids. The transcript has a single exon.